Molecule: messenger RNA, 2030 nt
Organism: Ciona intestinalis (vase tunicate)
Lineage: Eukaryota; Metazoa; Chordata; Ascidiacea; Phlebobranchia; Cionidae
Source: RefSeq, a predicted model, not a curated record
GGCGCCAUUAAUUUUUCUCUCCAUGUGUACGUCACACGUGUCUUAGUAUUAUUGUUUUGGUCCUUGACUACUUGCUUGUUUGCGUUGUAAAAUAUAGAAAUAGAUUCAUAACCAUGGAUUGUAAGAGCAAGAACGAAUCUCUCAUUCUGCAACUGUUUGAAGUUUCAGCUCUAAAGUUUGGAGAGUUUAAACUUAAAACAGGAAUCGUGUCACCAGUUUACGUCGACUUGCGGGUUGUGGUCUCGUACCCUUCGCUUAUGGUCAAGGUAUCAGAACUUUUAUGGGAAACCUGCGAUAAACUUGGCAUUAUUUACCACACUGUAUGCGGAGUGCCAUACACUGCCCUGCCUUUAGCAACAUGUAUAUGUGCACAACAUAAUCUACCCAUGCUUAUUCGGAGGAAAGAGGCAAAAGAUUAUGGAACAAAGAAAAUGUUGGAAGGAGUUUACAAAACUGGUGAUCGGUGUCUAAUAGUUGAAGAUGUAGUAACCAGUGGUUCAAGUGUGAAGGAAACAUUCGAUUUAUUGAAGGAACAUGGAUUGAAUGUAACAGAUGCUGUUGUGUUGCUCAAUAGAGAACAAGGAGGUCAAAGAAAUUUACAGAGAAAGGGAAUCAACUUGGUCAGUGUACUUACUUUAACUGAAGUAGUGACCACUCUGUUUCAACAUGGAAAAGUAACUGCAAGCGACCUAGAAAAGGUUAAGGAGUUCUUAGCAGCUAAUGACCUUUCGAAGAAGCCUGAAUACCAAAAUGAAAACAAAGAAAACAGCCAAACAGUAUUCCCAACCAAACCGAAAACAGACGAGCGAGUGUACAACGCUGCCAUCAAUAUCGGCUCCUCAUACAAGGAGCGUGGAAGUAAUUGCCAACAUCAGAUGGCAGCCAGGAUAUUUCAAAUAAUGGAAGAAAAACAAAGCAAUUUGUGCUUGUCAGCAGAUGUGGAAAGCUCUGUAGAAUUACUGGAGUUAGCAGAGACACUGGGUUCUGCUGUAUGCGCCAUUAAAACCCAUGUUGAUACACUGGCCGACUUUUCAUACAGUGUUGUUCAGAGAUUAGUGGAAAUUUCAAAACGACUUAACUUUGUCAUAUUUGAAGACAGGAAGUUUGCUGAUACUGGAAACACUGUAAAAGCUCAAUACAGCGGUGGUAUGUUCAAGAUAUCAGAAUGGGCCGACCUAACCAACGCACACACAAUAUCCGGCCCUGGGGUGGUACAAGGGUUAAAAGCUUGUGUAAGGGAUAAACCAGAAAAGGCCUGUUUACUGAUAGCUGGGAUGAGCCCAAAGGGAAAUUUAAUCAACCAAGCUUAUACUGAUGCUACUGUGCAGAUGGCUGAAGAAAAUUCUGAUUAUGUCAUUGGGUUUAUUUGCACAAAGAAAGUUUCAAAUAAUCCGUCUCACAUUCACUUUACACCAGGAGUUAAACUUCAAGUCGGUGGGGAUUCACUUGGCCAGCAGUAUCUUACUCCCGACGAGGUGAUAGGAAAAAGAGGCGUUGACGUUAUUAUAGUCGGUCGUGGAAUUGUGGAAAGCGAAAAUCGAGUAAAGACAGCCAACGCGUAUCGGGCCGCUGGAUGGCAAGCCUACCUUAAAAGAUUACAGAAGAAAUAAAAACAGGUACAAAGCGCUGUUGAUCCGCCAGAAUUUGUUCUGAUAUCAGAAUAUCGUGUUAAUAUUACGUGCAAAUAAUACAUACCAUUCAAACUUGAUGCAAACUUUAUGAUUCCGUGGAGCCGAACAUUUUCGAGGUGUUUACUUAAUGAAGUUAGAGCAUAACUUUUUUAUUCAUUAUUUAAUGCUGGUUUGAUUUCUGAGCAAUUCUUAUGGAAUUUAACACAGACGCUAAAUGUUUAUGGUUUCCAUGGAACGAUGUUCAAACUACCGAGUUAACACCCAAAUCGCAUAUAUGUCAUUACGCACUUCCGAGUAUUAUAGUGAACUCUUAUCUCCUGUUACAAAUUCUAGGAAUACAAUGCGUUUCUUACAACACAGCACUUUCUACCUUGACCCCUGGAAAUUAAAAUUUCUUUC